Messenger RNA from Carica papaya (papaya), 2143 nucleotides. The record is from RefSeq and is a predicted model, not a curated record. Lineage: Eukaryota; Viridiplantae; Streptophyta; Magnoliopsida; Brassicales; Caricaceae.
AGAAUGUGAGAGCUGCAGUGCAAUGCUAGAUAGAGAGAAAGGAUGCAGAAAGUGGGUUGUUCAAAUUGGUUGAGGACCAUAACCAUUCUAUGGUGACUCUAACAAGGUCCACCAGCUUCGACCUCGUCGGCAUUUUGCAGGUGCUACAAAAAAUGUGGCUGAAACAUUGGAUGCCAGUAGUGAUAUAUACCUUUCUGUGGAUGGUGGUCAUGUAUCAUAUGAAUCAAAUCGCGUUAGGAAUUGUUCCUCCAUUGAACCUAAUUGUGCAACUAGGAAUUUCGGACCUCUGAAUUAUGUUCGAUCUCCUAGCCGGAAGAGAACUCUUGGAAGGGAUGCUCAGAAUCUCCUGAACUAUUUCAAGAAGAUGCAAGCUGAAAAUCCUGGCUUCUAUUAUGCUAUACAACUUGAUGAUGAUAACCGCAUGACUAAUGUGUUUUGGGCUGAUGCAAGGUCAAGAACUGCUUAUAAUCACUUUGGGGAUGCUGUUAUUUUUGAUACAAUGUAUCGACCAAAUCAAUAUCAGGUCCCAUUUGCUCCUUUCACAGGUAUAAAUCAUCAUGGACAGAUAGUGUUGUUUGGUUGCGCCUUGCUUCUUGACGAGUCUGAGUCUUCCUUUUCUUGGCUAUUUAAGACAUGGCUUUCGGCAAUGAAUGGUCAACCUCCUGUUUCUAUAACAACAGACCAAGAUAGAGCCAUACAAGCAGCUGUAGCUCAAGUUCUUCCUGGAACUCGCCACUGCAUUUGCAAGUGGCACAUCUUGAGAGAAGGCCAAGAAAGAUUGGCUCACAUAUAUCUUGCCCAUCCUUCGUUCUAUGGAGAGUUGUAUAGCUGCAUAAACUUUUCAGAGACGAUUGAGGAUUUUGAAUCAUCAUGGAACUCUCUUCUUGAUAAAUAUAACCUUCAGAAAAAUGAGUGGCUUCAGGCAGUAUAUGCUGCUCGCAAGCAAUGGGCCCCAGUUUAUUUUCGAGGUACUUUCUUUGCUGCACUUUCUUCAAAACAGGGGGUUAGCUCCUUUUUUGAUGGAUAUGUGAGCCAACAGACUACCAUACCACUUUUCUUUAAGCAGUAUGAAAGGUCUCUAGAGCAUUCUAUAGAAAAAGAAAUAGAAGCCGAUUAUGAUACAAUUUGCACCACACCAGUGCUGAAGACGCCAUCUCCAAUGGAGCAACAGGCUUCAAACCUGUAUACAAAGAAAGUUUUUGCUAAGUUUCAGGAGGAACUAGUUGAAACUUUUGUGUACACUGCCAACAAGAUUGAGGGUGAUGCAUUGAUAAGUAAAUAUAGAGUUGCAAAAUACGAACAUGAUCACAAGGCUUUCAUUGUCACCUUGAAUGUUCCUGAGAUGAAAGCGAAUUGUAGCUGCCAGAUGUUUGAAUACUCAGGCAUUCUUUGUAGGCAUAUAUUAACGGUCUUUACCGUGACGAAUGUUCUCACUCUUCCCUCUCAUUACAUACUAAAGCGAUGGACAAGAAAUGCCAAAUACUCAGUUGGAUUGGAAGAUGAAAAUGUAGAUCCUCAAGGUAUUGAAAGUCUAACCCUGCGAUUCAACAAUCUAUGUCGGGAAGCUAUUAAAUAUGCAGAAGAAGGGUCUAUUGCAGUUGAGACUUACAAUGCAGCUCUUAGUGCACUUCGAGAGGCUGGGAAAAAGAUUGCCUCUGUGAAAAAGAAUGUAGCCAAAGUCACCCCUCCUAGCUCACAGGGUUCAGGAAAUAGUCAUGAAGAUGGUUAUAAAAAAAGCGCACCACUGGUUUCUGAACUUAUGCCAUCGUUGUGGCCAUGGCAAGAUAUAAUACCUCAUCGUUUUAAUCUAAAUGAUAUUGGUGCUCCUGUUGCUGAUCUGAAUCAGCCUACCAUGGCACCUGUGUCUAUUCACCGUGAUAAUGGUCCUCCAGAUAGCCCGGUGGUUCUCACUUGUUUUAAGUCCAUGACUUGGGUUAUUGAAAAUAAGAAUGCAUCAUCUGCUGGCAAAGUAGCUGUUAUCAACUUAAAGGUAUGCAGCAUGUUCUAUUUGGCAAUUUAUACAUGCUUGAUUUUCUUCUUCACACUUUUGAUUACUAAGUUCAUUACCAUCAUGUUAGCUUUAAACUUUGUGAAAAUCAAUACCUUGUUAAUAAAGAUGAACUCAUGAGUAUAUUAUAGUUUG